CCUGUCAUGUCAAGUCAUGCACGUCCCACGGAGACUGCUGAUUAAGCAUUACAGUGCCUCCGACGGCAGAAAGUUCUGGAAGUCCAGAGUGGAGUUAUAUACUAGCGGCCUUUGGCGUGGCGCAUCAGUUCGAAGAGGUCAGGGCAAGACAGCGAAUCAUGUCAGCCUCUGCAGGCAACACAGAGAACUUCACCUUCCGGCAAAUGCAAGUGCUGGCCAAGGCCCGCGCUGCUCCAGGAAUUCACAUUAUACUAACGAACCCCUAUGUUGCUGUAGUGGGCGAAGAAGGAGAGCCGACUGUGUGCAAGCUACCCCGCGGCGUAAUGAACGGGACAUUUGUAACACACGUCUUCCGUUUUCCUAAUCUAAAAACCGGGGCCUAUUACCGCUUUCGCAAGGAUGACAAGACAUACGGAAAUACAGUCGCACCCUUCCUGGAAUAUAACGCGUCUCCAGGCAACAGAAACAUCUUCCAGCGAGAGACCGACAAAAGGGAUAGUAGACCUCUAGGCUGCACUCUCGACGAACAAGCGCCCUGCGUGCUGCAGAUGGAUGUGCAUGAUGAUGGAAUGAUUAUGGCGUCCUGCAAUGGAGGACCGCAGGUGAAAGCGCCAUACCCCAACUUCAGCUCUGACGCCAUCCGCCAGACGUAUGACAAAAAGUAUGAUUCUCUAACUCUCAUGGAGAUGCAUGUCACCUACAAGAGCGACGUCAACACUGUCUUCGAUACGAGCAAGGAUUUCACGCAACCUGAAUUUAUUAUGUACCCUGGAGGAUACAUCGUCAUUGAGGGAAGCGCCACAGAAACGUUCCAGAUCACGCGCGGUGCCGGUGUAGCCUACACCGGCAAUAGGACUGGAUCGGGACUUCGUCUAGUGAUGAAGACAUUCGCGACAAGUUAUUGUGUAGAACUAGUCGGUCACGACUUCAACUCCGUGCCACGCUCCAGCCCCAUUUACACUGCUCCGUUCGUCGUGUCAAGUGAAUUCCAUCUGACGAGCUUCACCAUGGAAACUGGCGGCGGAUAGGAGACGCGAGGAACAAGAACACACGAGGGCUAAAACGCGACACCUAGACACCUGCAGUCCUCGUGUAUUUCGCACCGUUUGGACAUGUGGCGCACCUCCCAAGCAGCCUCUUGUCUUUGUUUCCUCAUCAGGCUAUACUUUAUCUCCCUCCUUUGCAUGCACGCAUGUCUCAAGGAUGAAGAGGAAGUGGAUAAAGAAUGCUGAGAAGAAGAAGAAGAAGAGUGGAGAAAGAGGAAAGAUAAAGAAAGGGUGGGCUCUUGGUACGUGCGACUCGUGUAUGUGUGUUUCGUGUGCUGAUCAAAAUAAAAUGACUUGCAAAAAGAA
Molecule: messenger RNA, 1352 nt
Organism: Ornithodoros turicata
Lineage: Eukaryota; Metazoa; Arthropoda; Arachnida; Ixodida; Argasidae
Exons: 8
Coding region: 159-1028 (289 amino acids)
Source: RefSeq, a predicted model, not a curated record